AUGGACCCCGACUUCAUCCAGAACUACAAGGAGGCACUGGAGGAGAUCAAGAAGCUAGAUGCCGAGCGUACCAAUUCCGAGAAAGAGAAGAAGGCUGAGCAGUACCUACGGCCGUUGUACGAGGAAGUUCUGAAGAAGAAGAACCCCGAUAAUAUCGUUUACUCUUUGGAUAGCAUCCAGGAAUGGAUCCGAUAUUUCUACAUAGCUGACAAGGACGCGAACGGAUACGUGUCCGGACAGGAGCUGGUCGACGCCUCCGGCGAGAAGAAAGAGGACAUUGCCGACUUCUUCAAGUUCUCGGAUAAGAAUUCGGACGCCCGGAUUUCCUUCUCGGAGUGGGUCAUCAUGGGGUUCAUCUGUGCCGAACAGGAGACUGAGUACGGUCGCGCCAAGAAGAACUGA
Messenger RNA from Aspergillus japonicus CBS 114.51, 402 nucleotides. RefSeq lists its product as uncharacterized. The transcript is spliced from 5 exons. The record is from RefSeq and is a predicted model, not a curated record. Gene Ontology annotation, molecular function: calcium ion binding. The coding region runs from base 1 to 402 and encodes 133 amino acids. NCBI's taxonomy places the organism in Eukaryota, Fungi, Ascomycota, Eurotiomycetes, Eurotiales, Aspergillaceae.